Messenger RNA from Entrophospora candida, 981 nucleotides. The record is from the annotation of a GenBank genome assembly. Lineage: Eukaryota; Fungi; Glomeromycota; Glomeromycetes; Entrophosporales; Entrophosporaceae.
AUGUCACAAUUUUCUGAUAAGUCUUUCCAAUUACCAGAUCAAUCCUCUUUUGAUUCAUCAUCAUCUCAUACUCCUCCUUCACCAACAAGUUUGAUUAUGUCACUGAUCACUGAAUUUUUUAGGUAUGCAGCAUAUAGAGAAUAUCAAAGAGAAAGCAUAUUUUCUUUUGUACAAGGUAAGGACACAAUGAUUUUGUUACCAGCAGGUGAAGGAAAAACUCUAUGCUACUCUGCCUCUGCUUUAUUAUGUGAAGGCCUUACAGUAGUUUUCAGUCCUUUGAAAGUGCUCAUAGAUGAUCAAGUGAUUGAAGUCACUACUAAAAUGGGUAUCCCUUGUGCUGGUCUUUAUACUUCAAAUGGACAAUCAGCAUCUUAUCAAAAAAAAGUAUUUGAAGAACUAUCAUCUGGUUUUACCAAAAUUCUUUUUAUAACUCCUGAAAAGUUUGACAAAAAUAUUGGAUUUCAGAAAAUGCUGCAUAGGAUCUAUGAAAAAUUUGGUUUAUGUUUUGUAAUUGAUGAAGCUCAUUGUAUUAAAGAAUAUAUAGACAUUUUAAUUGAGAAAUAUGUUUCAAGAAACACCCAUAAUGAUGCUACUUGCUUCAAAGAAGAUGCAAAUAUAAUUAUUAACUCCCUUAAUAUAAAACCAGAAAAUCUUAAUAUUAUAAGAAGCUCUUCUUUUUCAUGUCCAGAAAUUAAAAUAGAAGUCUGUUCAAAAGGAGCCAAGGAAAAGAUUAUUGGUGAUAUAGUUAAACUAAUUAGUGAAAACCAAGAAGGGAAAAUUAUAAUAUAUUGUGCAACUGUUAAAAAUCAUGAAGAGAUGUUAGAACAAUUGAAUAGUAGAAUUGACACUAAAUAUAAUAUUGAUACUUAUCAUGGAAUUAGAUGGUUUGCAAAAAUGUCAAACAAUUCAAAAGUGGAAAAAUGGCCAAAUCCAACUUAUAAUUGCAACAAAUGCUUUUGGAAUGGGAAUAAAUGCACCUGA